Messenger RNA from Lagopus muta (rock ptarmigan), 13295 nucleotides. It is a transcript of the gene ESRP2, whose product is annotated as epithelial splicing regulatory protein 2. Gene Ontology annotation, cellular component: nucleoplasm; ribonucleoprotein complex. Gene Ontology annotation, molecular function: mRNA binding. The coding region runs from base 9876 to 12062 and encodes 728 amino acids. The transcript is spliced from 21 exons. The record is from RefSeq and is a predicted model, not a curated record. Lineage: Eukaryota; Metazoa; Chordata; Aves; Galliformes; Phasianidae. Gene Ontology annotation, biological process: regulation of RNA splicing.
UUUUAUUGUUUUCUGUAAACAUCAUGGUAAAAUAGUUGUUACAGAGGUGCGGAUUAGGAGAGUGGAGUUUUGUGGAGUUUUGUGACAAAAGAAAUGGAAGACCCUUGUUUGGAGGUAGAAAACAGAGAGCUGCAUUAUUCUAAAUAAAGAAUUUUGUUUCUUUAAUCAAAUCAGCAGAACAUUCACCAGGAAGAAGCAGAGCAAAAGUUAAGGGAUAUCUGAAGGACAGUUGAGAGUACAGUUACGGAACUUUAUUAGGGUUACUAUUAACAAGACUUAAAAGAGAAAGAUUGUAGGCAGGACUUGAGUGAAAGGAGUAAAAGAACCUAGAAGAGGGCAAGUAUCAUGGACAAUGUGCAAAUUCUCCCAUAUACAAGCAUGUGAGAGAAUAAGCACUUGAGAAGAUGCAAAAUUAGAGAAUAUUAACAGUGGUGAAGUUUGUCUUUAUUUCCUACAACUACGACUCUUGCAUUGCUUCCUUUCCUGCAUGUAUGGGUAAGGGAAGAAGAGUAAGAAAGUUUUGCAUCUAGUUGGAGAGGAAAAGCAAAAGAGAACUAUGACUCAAGACAGAAGAUAAAGUCUUUCUCUAACAAGUUGAAAUGCUCCUUAUUGAGACAAGCUGUACAGCAGAGCAACUGCAGUAGAAGCAUUUGUCCUCUUGGCUAGAGUGUAUUGUGGAUCCACUGUACAAGAACAUUUUCAAAGGUACAACUACUUAUUUUGAAACACAUCUUCAGAGUAAAAAAAAAGUAAAUAAAUUCAGAGAACAUACAAAUGUCUUAUCAUUCCCAAGACAUUAAGGAGAAUUAUUAGAAUUACGUUGAACAAAGCAGGAGAAACAGAAGGAAAUUCACCCUUGCAUUACUGAAGAUUGUGAAACAAUGGAGUCUUUUAUCUGCCAACUUCUAUUGAGUUUGCUUAGCAGGAAGCAGUAGAUGAACCCCUGCACAUCAGAAUAGCAAUGUGCAGGACGCUGCCAUCACAGCUGACAUCAGUCACAUCGCUCAAGCUACUUCUUGAGAAAUGGGUUCAAUGGUGCUUGAGAUAAAGUGUAGAACACAUAGAAACCAAAGGAAGAUUUCUAGGAAGCCAGAAAGGCUAAAGGGGAGACAGAUCAUGUGUCUGCCUUUCUCUCAGAUGCUGAAGGAGCACAAAGGUAAGGAAUGAAAAAGAAUAUAUAAGCAAAGCUCCAUGUGUAUGAGCAUGUACAGUACGCAGUAUGGGCAUGAUAGCGAUGGGUUGAUAGUUGCACCUGACAUCCUUAGAAGUCUUUUCUAACCUAUGAUUCUAUGAUUCUACUACGUUGGUCAGCUUGCAAUGUCAAUGUUAACAUUAUGUUAUUGAAAUAAUGUAUUUUGCUCUAGGAAAUAGAUUAGAAAAUUGAACUUUUAUAUUUUUCCUUCUCUGGAAUUCAAGGUUGAUGCCAUUGAAGUAUUUGAAAUUGAAGUUAGCUUUGUAUGUCUUUUUUUUUCUUUCUCUUUUAGCUCUAGAAGAUACAGAUUCCUAAGCUUCAUAUAUAAAGCACACUCUUAAAAUUAACUUUCUCACUCAGGGACACAGCUGUAAGAUUUUAUAAGUUUGAGAACACAUUCCUAAACAUCUUUACUUCAGUAUUCCUCAUCCAUUGCAUAAACCAUCAUGCCCAAAGCUAAGCAAAUGCCAUUGUUGAGGUGUGACAAGCUUCUAAUCUAGCCUUGAUUGCACUGUGGAAAGAAAUGAACAAUGAAAAGUAAAUCUGGUAUUAAAUAACAGCACAUGACAAUGAACAUUUGUUGCCAAGAAUUAGAAACCUGUGAGCCUGACUUACAGAACUCUUGCCUUAAUUAGCCCUUUUCCUGAAACAGAUUUAACUUUUUUGUGGGCUAUAUAAUCCUGCCUGCUAAUCUGUUUUGCAUGUCCAUUAAGAUUCUACUAAGAAAGGGAUGUCUUCUAUUCUACUUGAGAGCACAAAAAAAAACCACUUUUCUGCCUUAUGCAGCAUAUUGACCAUACAACAAUGAAGAAGUUGCUCCAUGACUGUGUAUACAGUGAUUUGUAAAUCCCUUUGAGCCAAGUCUUGAGAAAGACUGCUAAUAAAAGAGUAUUGCUUCACAUGACUUCUUUGCAGGGCUGUAGACUACGUACCUCCGCCCCCAAUUGCCUGGGCUGUUUGCAUACUGGGGCUUUGGUUGCUACUACAGAUAAACUGCACAAAUAAAUGAAUCUGGCUGUUGCUUUAUAUUCACUUGCCUUGUUUCAGUGUAUGUAUGUUCACAACCUCUUCUCUGCCACUUCUCAGUAGUACAUUGUGACUGUAUGGGGGUAGAGAACGAUGUUGCUCUGCAGCAAUUAAAAUCCCAAGAUGCACAGUAUAUCUAUACUGCUUUUAGGCCUGUGGAACCAAAUUGUAACUCAAAGUGUGAAUCUUUUCCUAUUACAUUUGAGCCUGUAUCAUGGUAAUCUAUACUGCAGGUUUAAUCCUACUAAUAGCAAGAGGAUAAUCAUAGUAACUGUGUAAUGUUUUUAAUUUUCUGGUGUAAUUUUUAAGUUUCUGGUGUUGUCUGUAAAUAUUUUCCUGUUUUAACAAAUUAUGAAGGGAAUGUUGCAUGGUAAUGCUGUUGAUUUUCUGUCAUUUCUUUUACCUGUUGUGAUUUUGAAAUAGUUUUGUGUCCAUAAACUGGAUGAUAGUGGUCAUGUUCCUACAGAAUACAAUUGCUUUUAUGUAUUCCACCUUGCUGCAGUGCCAGUAGCUACCAUAUAAGUCACCAUUACCAUCCACCCAAGCAUUCGCAGCUACUGUCAUCUGUAGCAUGUUGCCAGAACUCUAAGAAAUAAUGAUCUGAAGUCCCAGUCUUUUAUAUGAAAUUACUUUUUUUCUUUACUGUUACACAAACUCUACUGCUGGCCUAUUUGCAGUACGCUGUGUCAAUAAAAUGAAAGAUAGUUUUAUAUCCUCAGUCAGAAGGUUAAAGGAAGAAUCUGUGAAACAACUGGAAUGAUUCAUCAGUAAGGAGAGGUUUCUGAGUGUUCAAUGUGCUUUAGGCAACUCUAGGCAGCAUAAGUUUCAGCAGAAAGUUUUGUGCUUUGAUUUUUAUAGUACUGAAUAUGUAUUUUAAAAAUUAUGUCUUUACUAUGUAAUAAAAAGUCCUUAUCUUGAUAUAAAUAUUAAGGAGUGGUCAAAACUGACACAUAUUUUGAUAUAAUUCAAAUUGCAGGUGAACCAGGAAAAGGAAGAUGUAAGUAAACUAGCAAUAAUACCACACUGCCAAAAAGCACUGAGAGAAGGAGGGUUGUUUACAUACAAUGAACCCUCAUCCUGUCUGUUGGAACCCUCAUCCUGCCAGUCUACCAUUACUGUAAUACAGUAGUAGAAUAUGUAUUACCCCAGAAGGAUUUGAGAGCAAUCCACCAUUUGUUUUCUUCCAGUCACAGAGCAGUCACCAGUGGAAGAGCUGGAUUCAGAUGAUGAAAGGGUAGGAGACAUAUUACCAAUAUCCUAAGUAUAAAUUUAUUUGAAAAAAUACAUCUCUCAGUAAACACUGCCCAAAAACCUUUCAUGAACUAUUGUAUGAGAACACACAGGUGACAUGCAAUGGCUUUGCCAGCUAGCCAAGAUCUUAAGAUGUAGUCAUGCAUGCUCUUUUUCUUCCUAUUAUCUCUUUGGCAUAUAGGAGACUGCUCUUAAGGCUAUUCUGUGCAGGAAGUGCUAAGUAUGUUCAUAAAGGUGUGGCUUAGCUCCCUAGCAAUUCCAUGGUAACACGGGUGUAGUAAACUAGCCUUAAGUAAAACAAACAAGCUUUGUGGAAAUCAAAAGCUGAGAAUGCAAGCUGUCUCUUUGAUUAAAGCAUAAAAUCUUUGAUUUAGGUGGUGAGCUGCACCUUGUUUCCCUGCAUCCAGCAGUUUCACAGGGGUUGGAUGCAUUAUGUCUUUCAGUGCUUUCAAUGCUAAUGCAAAGGAAUGUUUUUAAAAAUCCCUUUUUGCAAGAUGUGAGAAAAAGAGGAUAAAUUUAUAUAGUCACAAAAAUGUGGCUAAAGGGAAAAGCCUUGUUCCAUUUACUAAAAACCUCAUCCUAUACAGAACGGCUUAUCUGAAAGUGAGAGGAACAGAGCAGAACACUUAAUACGAAACAGAGUCUACACCCUUUGUCAUGUUUGUCUUCCCAGGGAAUAAAGAUGAAUAGCAUAAGCUUCAAUUUUGCAGGUGAGUCAGGUUGCUAGUACUUUCAUCUAGCAAGAAUUUAAAGAUGGAAUUGCCUUCGACAAAAUUCUGCACCUCUAAAACAUGCUUUUUCCUACUGUAGAUACAUCAUCAGACGUGGAUUCCUACCCACAUAGAAAGUAAACCAAAGAUCUGAAGGGACCAGAUCUGAUCUUCAGAGUCUUACAAUUUAUGCCUGUGCGAAGUAGGUGUAAAGUACUACCCAACAUGACUCCUCUGUUACAGCGAUAGCCAGUCUGUCUGCCUUUAGUGACAGCUGCAGGUAUUCUGUAGUGACUGCCACACAAACACUUCAUGUGCUUUAAGGCCAUGGAUUCAUAAUACUCUAAUACAUAUGUACCCUCCAUAUCUUCCUAUUCCCACUAGUCACUUCUUUUUGCUUAGGAUAACUGUGUGUGGGACCAACCUCUGAACCAAAUGGGGGAAUGGAUUCAUCCUAAGGAAUAUGCAUCCAAACUGAGUUGGUGUGGUGUUCCAAAUGGAACAAAACAGUUAAAACCAGUUUUAAAUGAAUUGUAUCUAGCUUUCUAGAUCAGGAUAGGUAUUUCAAAGCCAGUUCAGGGUACAGCCCCACAGAUAGUAGCUAUGAAAGAUCGGGGAGGACAGCAAUGACUUAGAAUGAAUAAAUGAGGAUUAGAAUGAAUAAAUGAGUCUGGAUGAACAAGGUAUGCCUGAAACUGGUAUUUAUCUUUUAUACUGGUGUUUAUCUUUUAAACCCACAGCUUUAGGGCACAGUUCGUCACAUAUUAUGGCAGGCCACCCAGCUCCUGUUUCUGCUACUUCAGUGCAGGUAUGGUUUUUUAUAGUGCAUGUAAGGAUUUAAUCUAUCUUAAAAAAAAAAAAAAGAGGAGAGGCCAAAAUCAGCCCAUAAACUGUGGACAAGGAGGUUGGACUUGUCUGUCUCCCCAUCCACAUAAAGCAAAGCACUGGACAAUGGGAAGCAACAGUUGAACGAUGGCAAGUCAACCUAAGUCAACGUCUCAGGCAACUACUUUACCCACAGUGUUAGCAGCAGCAGCUGAAUGAUGGUAAGUCCAAGUUGUGUCCCAGACAUCUGCUUUACCUAGAGCACUAUCAGUAUGUUGACUCUUCUCACUGCAUAGCCACACCCAGGUUAUGCCAGGCAAUUUUCUCUUCUGUGUGCCCUAGGAGUCUUUCCCUUUUGCUUACCACCAUACAAUUAUGUGUAAAAAAGACACAAUCUUAAUGUAUUGUAACUAUGUCACACUGCACUUGAAAUAGUUACUUGAGAAAAUCAAAGAAAGACUGAACACAAGGUGAUAUUUCCUGUCAAACAAGGGUGUGCCACGUUAACAGAGGGCAGUGGAAAGGAGGUGUGGUAGUAUUGGCACUUAUAAAACAGCUCUGUCAGAGCAUUUUAUCACAACUCCAGCAAAUUGGGAAGAGAAAGGGCAGAACUAAUUCCAUCUGCAUGCCAUGUGCUUACUUAUUAUCUAUGUUUAUAAAGCAAUUCUGUGCUUAUUAAGUGAUAAAAUGGACUGACUUGCAUCAGAUGACAUCUUAAAUUAAAAAUUUCUACAGUACACCAAAGGGAAGAACAUAUUUAGUACAUGUGUGUUUAGUACAGACAUGUUAGUAUGUGUGCAUUGUAUGUAUCUAUAUAUUCUUGAAUACAUCUACAUACUGCAAUAUGUGUAAUUGGCAGUGUUUCUUCUUAGAAAUUCACAUCACUCUAAUGUUGACUCAAUAUAUUACUAAGGACACUACUAUCUUACUUCCAUCAUUUAUUUCACAGCACAAUAAAAUCUAUGAUCAAGGCAAAGGAACUAUGGUAUUUGCUUAUCCAUACUCAGAAGUUAAAAUGAACAGAUGAUCUGUUAAGUAGAAGCAGUGCCAUUAAUUUGAGUGAGAAUCUGAUGACUGUAUCCACAUAAAUAUGUAGUACAAUUCGGUAUCCAUGCAAGCAAUUGCAUCUAGAGGAACUGGAGAAGAAAAUGGGAUACCUGCCAAAACUGUAGUUGUCUUACUUAGUUGUAAAUGAUAGAGUAGAAGCAAAAUGGCAUAUUAAUUCUGCCAGUCUGUUAGUAACUAGUCAGACAAGACUAAGGCCAUGUACUUUCAAUACAACACAGUCAAAACCAAAAUACAAAAGUUGUGUAAGAGACUUGAUUUUCUGGAGAAGAUUGUUCCAUUCUUGAGAAUGGAUGUGAUAGGAUGCAGAGCAUGUUAGAAAUCCCUGUGUCAAUUCCUGAAUAUGUAAUAAUUGGUGAUGAAGUUGAUUGGAAAAAAAUAAUCCCAAUGAAGAUGAAAGAUCAAGAAACCGCUGUACGAUGGGUGGCCUAUGGUGUCUCAUAUGGAUGUACAUACUUGUAUUCAUCAGCAUAUUAUAAAAAAUUCAUCAAUGAAUUAUCCUUAAAGCCUAAGUGCUUCAACAGCUGUUUAAGUUUUGCUUAAGUUUUGCAUUUAUGUUUUACUUCUGUUCAUUCUUUGGUGAGAAAAAGAUGUGCAUUAGCAUAUCUUCAUGUGGAAUAAGUUUAAUUAAAUUAUAAUGAAGAAUCAAAUAUUAGAGCAGCCAAGUCAAAUGGGAAAGAAACAUUAUAGGAACACACCCUCAUUUUUAUCGGUGUUUUAAGUCAACUGAGGGCUUGUGGUACAAUUAAAUAAAAAGCCAAAGCUAUACACAUUACUGUUCUCUGCCAAGAUAUUUUCAUGAAGCUGGUGUCAAGUUGUCAGUAAAGCCUGAGAAAGCAUAACUUGUAUUAAGUCAUCAUUAGUUGUGCAAUUUGGUCUGUUGUUUUUCACUGAGCCAUUUGAACUUCCAGUAUACAGUCUUUAGUAUUCCCUUGCUGAUGAAUUCUUUCAUCACUGCUAUCUUGCAGAAUUGAUUGUCAACUCUCAGUAUGUGAGAGUAGUGUAUGGCAUGAUCUUCUGAUGUGGAUGGUAACACUUUCACUUCAUAUGUUGCCGAAUUGUAGUUUAUGUUGGAGUUGAAAGUGCAUGUUUCGGGUAGCUUUGGCUGAUUACGUGUUUCAGUGGAUUUCUGAAAACCUUCUUUACCUCCAGUGUGAAGGCGUAGAAGUGAAUGAAAGCUGAUACUUUGGCUUUUAGCUAUUGCAGUUUGAGUUAUCAAUAUAUGUGCUUCUCUUCACUAAAUUGUGGUGGUGGUGCUGGGGGCAAGGAAGGUGGCAGUGGCUUUUUUGCAUUAUAGCAGAAGUAACAACUCACAUCUCACAUAAAAUCUUUCUUUUUUUUACUGCUGUUUGCACUGACGUAUGUAAAGUGCAUUAUGCUUUCAGUGGCCAAAUAAAGAUGUAUUAUCAGUAUGUGUCUUGAUCUAAGACAAAAUAUUAAUUUGCAUAAGAAAUAAUAUUUUCUGCUGAAUUUUUCGUUUUCAUGUUGUACCUGAGACUAUCCAAAAUGUUACUGAUUGCAUUGAGAAUUUAUUUGGGCAGAUUUUAGGGGCAGUAAAGCUUUACAGAAAGUGAUUUUGCAGUCACAAAUAAGGCAGAUUGAAAGGUUCAGGAAGUACUUGCAUAUUCAUCUCAUUAGGUAACAGAAAUCCUAUCACAUGGCUUGUCUGAUUUACCGCAGCUUUAAGAUCCUGUCUCAACUAGUUUCUGUGAAUUAUUUGAAAGAUCAGAUGGGCCAGUAGGAAAAAGUUUCUCAUCAGCAACAUAGUUGCAGUGUUGGAGCAGGUUAUUCCUGGAGUUUUGGAAUCAUUGUCCUUGGAGGUUUUCAGGACUCACCUGGACAAAGCAUUGGUGGCUCAAUCUGGUGUUGGUGUAGUCCAGCUCUGACUGCAGUGUUGGACAGGAGGACUUCCAGAGGUCCCUACCUGCUAAUAUUUCAAUGAUUCUAAUUCCGGAAAACUGUUUAAAGACUUAUUUGAAGGGAAACAUGAUUUCUAAUGAGACAAAAGUCUAAAUUUACUGUGUAAUUGUUUAAACUGGUAACCUUAGUAUAAGCUUAUAAUAAUAUUAAUGAAGGACAGUACCAUGCAGGUGCCUUUGGUCCAUCCAUAAAUUUCAUAGAAAAAUAGAAUUUUGAUAUUCAAAAGCCUGAAAUCUGCAGAAACUCAACUAAACAACUUACAGUUCAUUGGAAUUAAGUGGGAGCUGAGUAUGAAUACAACUUUUGUAAGCUUGGACAACGGAUCGAUUUUCAGCCCAUAAGGGAGAGAAACUACGUAAAAUGAUAGAGAAAGCAAUUCCAUUUUUAUUUAUGUAGCCUAGUCAUCAGUUUAACAUUUUAGUUUGAGUCAAAAAUAAAUUAAAUUCCAGCUGGUGCAGAAUUGUGAGUGCUUUCAGUACAGCUUGGUGAGGCUAAUAUCUGCAGGGUAUCAAUCCAUCAGAAACCACCUUUCUGACACAUUUUUGCAUAUUACCAAGCUUUUAUGAUUAUCCCAAUGGGAUUUUGAGGCCUCCACACUACAUUUACAAUCAUUACAGACCUACCUGGCAGACCAAAAAAUCAGAUCUCUCAAAACAUCUGGACAGCAAUCAAAGAACACUGCAAAGCAGUUCUUCCCAUGCCCUUUCCCACUCAUUUGCUGUUAAAGAAAGGAUGCCAAAAAAUUCUUAACAUACGGGUUUAUGUUUCAAGAAUUACAGUAAGCUCCUCCUUCAGAAAGCGUUGCCACCGUUGCUUAUAAUCUCAUCUAGGAGCUAAGAACUGAAUGGCUCCUGGAUGUCUUUUUAUGUUUGCUUAUAGGUGACAUUUCCCCUGACAAAUCAUUUCAGAGAGGCUGAGGCACACAGAAAAAAUUCUGUUACUGUUGUGCAAAUAAACAAGGGUCCAUACUUAUUUAACUUAGCUUCUUGGUUUCUCAGAAACAAAAUGAUUUUUUCUAGAAGAGACCUUUGGAGGUCAUUUUGUCCACAGUCUCAGCGUGACCAAUUUUGAAGUUAGACCUGACUUCAUAGUUAGUUUGCAUUUCUCAAGGCACUUCAAGCUAUUUGACAAGAUUCAUAAUCAUUGUCUUCCUUUUAACUGAUGAGUAAAGUAGGAAGGAAGUGAGGAAGACAAAUAACUUUUUGAGAUACAAGUUUGGAACAGAGGACUGACUUUUAGCUACUCUGAAAGUUAAGUUUUGCUGUAGAUCUGAACAUAGCAAGGAUAUCACUCCAUAUCUCUUGUCCCUAAGUUUCAUCCUCUUUUUAUUUGGCUAUCUCAAAAAGACUUCUGUGGUCAGAACAUUCGGUCAGUGGUGUUUUUAAUAAUGUAGUAAAAGAGGGCCUUGUUUUUGUUUUGAGUUGUUUCUAUUUAUGGAACUGAGGGAGGAGUGUGUAUGGUAAGAAUGAAAUUGUCACAGAUUUGUCCAUUUCAAGCACAAUGUAUUAAAUGAGCUUCUUCAACUUUCUUAUGUAACCUAAGACAGUUUUAUUUUCCAGUUUUGCUGUAUUAUAAAAAAUAAAUGAAAAAAAAAUGACUACAAUGCUAACCUUGGAUAAUGAUGAAUCUUCAUCUUUAAAACUUUUAUUCGCCAUCCAAGACAUUAUCCUUGUAUGGAGCCUACAAACAAGAACGUCUAUAAACAUGACUGCCAGGAUUAAAGCUAAAGCAGUGAUACAUCAUCAGGACUGCUUUUCAGCUGCACGUGAGCAACAGAGACAACAGCUGAGAGGCAUUUAACAGCUACUUUGUGAAGUUCACUGAGCUGCACCUGUGUGCUGUGAAGUUCUCUGCGUGGUCUCCACCAGUUGUUUCCCCCUGUGGUCAUGACGGCUUCGCACAGUGACUCUUUGGUGGUGUUGUUUGGGGCAACAGCUGGUGCAUAUGGGGCUAAACUGGGUUCGGAUGAGAGGGAACUAAUUCUCUUGGUGUGGCAAGUUGUGGAUCUCCCCAGCAAGAAGGUAGGGACGCUACACAAAUCCCUGGUGAAAGCAGACAAUUUGGAGUUAAGUGACCAAUGUCGUGAAGUGAGUGGUUUAACACCAGAGGGACUGGGCAAAGCUGAGCCUCUGGACCGGGUUCUUCAACAGUUUAUUCAGCUGGUAUCCAGUGAUUUGAAAGUAUUUGGAAGGAACUCUUACACCCUUUGCAGUGAUGGCCAGUUACUCAUUCGACAAGUCCUCCACCCAGAAACAUCUAAGAAGAAUUUCCUGCUGUCAGAAUGCUUCUAUUCCUUUUAUGAUCUGCGCAAAGAAUUUCACACGUGCUACCCUAGUUCAGCCGCCGUGAAAGACCAGACUAUCAAGACCAUGGCAGAAUAUCUAGGCUUAGGGACAGAUGAAGCAGAGGAGGACUUUGGCGUGUGGCAAGUAAAAACAAUGGUGGCUAUCAUUUUCAGCAUGCUCUCUGAAAAUUGUGAUCACAUAUUUACUGACCCUGAAACUGUGAAAUACAAGUACGAAACAGGUCCUUGCAGCAAAUCAGAAACAGUGGAUAGUGAGACGGUAAUACGUGCUAGAGGUUUGCCGUGGCAGUCUUCAGACCAAGAUAUUGCCCGAUUCUUCAAAGGGCUCAAUAUUGCCAAAGGUGGCGUGGCCCUUUGUCUGAAUGCUCAAGGAAGAAGAAAUGGUGAAGCAUUAGUUCGAUUUGUCAAUUCUGAACAGAGAGAUCUGGCACUGGAAAGACAUAAGCAUCACAUGGGUAGCAGAUACAUUGAGGUUUACAAAGCAACUGGGGAAGAAUUCUUAAAAAUUGCAGGAGGUACCUCCAACGAAGUGGCUCAGUUCUUAUCUAAAGAGAAUCAAGUUAUCAUCCGGAUGAGAGGUCUUCCAUUCACUGCUACUCAGGAGGAUGUUUUAGGAUUCCUGGGGCCAGAGUGUCCAGUCACAGGAGGGAAAGAAGGACUUCUCUUUGUCAAGUACCCAGAUGGCAGGCCCACAGGAGAUGCAUUUGUGUUGUUUUCCUGUGAAGAAUAUGCACAGAAUGCACUUAAAAAGCACAAAGAAAUACUUGGGAAGCGUUACAUUGAACUCUUCAGGAGCACAGCAGCAGAAGUUCAGCAGGUACUUAAUCGAUACAUGUCAACGCCUCUUAUUCCCACCCUCCCAACUCCCAUCAUUCCUGUUAUACCCCCACCAUAUACAAUUGCCACGGGUAGCAUACGGGACUGUGUCCGGCUUAGAGGCCUUCCUUAUACUGCUGGCAUUGAUGAUAUCCUGGACUUCAUGGGAGAUGCCACAGCUGAUAUAAAGCCUCAUGGAGUUCACAUGGUCCUUAAUCAACAGGGACGACCAUCAGGUGAUGCUUUUAUCCAAAUGAAAUCUGCUGACAAAGCCUUUAUGGUGGCUCAAAAAUGUCACAAAAAAAUGAUGAAGGACCGUUAUGUGGAAGUAUUCCAGUGUUCAGGAGAGGAGAUGAACUUUGUUUUAAUGGGUGGCACUUUAAAUCGUAGUGGCUUAUCCCCACCGCCAUGUAAGUUACCAUGUCUUUCUCCACCAGCUUAUGCUGCUUUUCAAACAGCAGCUGUGAUCCCAGCAGAAGCAGCGCUUUACCAGCCACAAGCCCUCUUGCCAACAGCAAGGACUCCCCAGGCCUCAGCUGCUGCUCCUCCAGCUGUUACCUACUACCCAGCUCAGGCUGCUCAGCUUUAUAUGAACUACACAGCUUACUAUCCCAGUCCUCCAGUAUCCCCUACCACAGUGGGAUAUCUUACAGCUCCUCCAGGAGCUGUAGCUGCUGCUGCCACUGCCACCCACACUCCACUUCUACCCCAGCCUGGAGCAUUAGUCCGAAUGCAGGGUUUGCCGUAUAACACAGGAAUGAAGGAGAUUCUAAGUUUCUUCCAGGGAUACCAGCUCCACACAGAUUCCAUCCUCAUGCUUUACAACUUUAGUGGCCAGCCCAGUGGAGAGGCAUUGGUGACUUUUCCAAGCCUGGAUCUAGCUAAGAAAGCAGUGGCUGAGAAAAAUGGACAGCUCCUGGGAGGCUGCUGUGUAGAACUGUUGCUGGUCUAACUAAACACACUCUGGGGCAUGGGGAAGGAAUGUCGUGCUGAACACUGUGCCUUUUACAAAAUAAGGAGUCUUCCCUUGCCACCCCUGCAGCGUCAAAUGUGCCUUUUCAACAUGCUGUGUUGGAAUGUAGAAUGGUACAUGUCCUGUAUUUAAUUUGAAAAAGGGUGUAUUGUAUGCCAAAGAUAAAGCAACAGGAAAAUAUAUGCAGUUAAUUUACUUAUUCUCUUAUGUACUUGUUUGAAAAUAAGCGAACCCCUUAUUGGCAACUUGUUAAUUCUGAAGACAGUCUAAUAGCACUUCAGCUGUCGCAGCCAUGGGAGGAACCUAUUGCCUGUUCAGUAGCAUUUGAAGUGGAAAGUGAAGCUUGAGUCAUUCAGAUUCUUCUGUGUUUAGUUUUUAAGAGUUUACACUCAGCAAAGUGUCUGUUUUUUGUAGAAUUGAAAUGUCUUUAUAAAGGGCUUUUGGAAUGUGUAGCAUUCCCAACUCAAAGCAUAUAGCUCAUUGAUUUAUUUUUUUUUUCCAUGGUUGUUCUUGAUUGGAAAAUACCAGGAUGCUGGACCCCAAAUACAGUUGUGCUUUCUCAUGUUUUCGUUAUGUUGUUUUGCAAAGCCAUAUUUGUCUUUCCUACCAAUGUACUGCUGCCAAAUGUGUAAAGCAAAAAAUAAAAACAAUGGCAAAAACGGAAGAAUCUUCUGUGCCCAACCAGAAUUCCCUACCCAACCCCAAAUUUUUAAUCUCUACAGGACAAAAAUGGCACAUAAACCUGAGUACUAAUAAGUUAUAUUUUUUUAUUUAAGCAUAAUAGCUUUCAAAUACUGUAUUAAAGAUUCUGCUCUAGUUUAUGUGCAUGCAAUUUGUUUACAUCUUUGAACUACUUUAUUUGUAUAUUAUGAAACAACAAGAUAUGUUGAAAUCUAAAUUCUCUAGUGCAUGCUUUUUUCUUUGUGUGUAUAUACAUAAGCUAGAAGUACUUUGUCAUGUAGCAUGUGUUUAAAAAAAAAAAAAGACAUCUGCUGUAGAAGCACUAAAUGACUUUGUUUUUACCGUGCCUUACUUCAAAACUAUUCCAAGUGCAAUACCAGCAGAGCAAAACAUGAGUCCUUUUGUGACAUGUUCAUGGAUGUCUGGAUUGAUUUUUUUUGUUUGUUUUGUUAGCGUACAAUGCGUUGUACUUAAAGGAACUGAAUGAUGUAUGCUUCUUUAUAUUACAACGAAUAAAAGAGAUGCUUACGA